Closterium sp. Naga37s-1 is the source of this 1173-nucleotide messenger RNA. NCBI's taxonomy places the organism in Eukaryota, Viridiplantae, Streptophyta, Zygnematophyceae, Desmidiales, Closteriaceae. The record is from the annotation of a GenBank genome assembly.
AUGGCCAACGUGCUCUCAUGCUCUGGUCACGUGCGCAUAGUCGACGGGGAGAUCUUCUUCCGCCUCGGUGGCUUUGAGUUCUUCUGGUACCGCAUGCGCCGCUUCGUCUUCUCAAUUCUCAUGAUCAAGGAGGCGAUUGCGAAGUACAACCUGCACUCUCUCAACGCCGAGUUCUUCAUCAGCACCUGCGACAUGCACGUCAGCAAAGCCUCCUCCAUCGCCGAUCGUCGCGCCGGCCUCCCCAUUUUCAGCCCGCACGGCGCACCUGGCAGCAUCGACAUACUCUACCCCGACCCGGUGGAUCUGAGCGAGAGUUAUUUCCAUACCGGGGAGGACGUUGUGCCGUGGGAACAGAAGCAGAGCCGGGCCGUCUUUCGCGGCGGGAUGACUAAUUUCCACGUCAGCUACGACACGCAGUGGCGUGCCAGCCCCCGUUUCCGCGUGCACCGGAUGUCACAACUGCGUCCCGACAUCCUCGACGCAAAGGUUGUUGGGAACCACCUGAGCACGGCUGUGAAUGGGGAGCUUUUAGAGAGCUUGCGGCAGGAUGGGAUCGAGAUGGGUGAACGUCUUGAUCCGUCGCAGCAGCUGGGGUAUAAGUACGAGCUGGAUGUGGAUGGUGGAACCGGAAGCGGACGCGUGUGCAAGAUCCUGUCAAGCAAGCAGAUGAUGAUCAAGCAAAUGAGCGAGUACACGCAGUAUUUUGACCCCCUACUCUGUCCUAACAAGCACUUCGUUCCCACGCAGCGAUACUUCUCCAAUCUGUACCAGCAGAUCGAAUGGGCACGGGACCAUGAUAGCGACGCCCGGCAAAUCGUCAAUCAGGCCAAUCAGCUUGCGGGCGAGGUGUGCACGUGGGAAAGCCGUCGCCUCUACUGGGCAAUUCUGCUGGUCAAGUAUGCAGCCAGCGCUAUGGAACACCCCAGCCAAGUCGUUCGCCCGGACAAGUUCCCGUGCGACACUCGUCUCAUCCAAGAUGACGUGGAGAACAACUCUGUUCGCUCCAAAAAGAAGCCGGCAGUUUGGCCUCCGAGGUGCCAUUCACCUGAUGAGGACACAAACCAGCCACAGUGCACACAUUUCUGUGCAGGGAAUAUGUUUGAGCCCAAGUGGAAAUGGCUCACACCAGACAUUAUGGAUGAUAUCCAGGUGUUUAAGCCCAAGAGUAUCUAG